This is a messenger RNA of Ceratitis capitata (Mediterranean fruit fly), 1305 nucleotides long. Its product is annotated as Receptor-binding cancer antigen expressed on SiSo cells. NCBI's taxonomy places the organism in Eukaryota, Metazoa, Arthropoda, Insecta, Diptera, Tephritidae. Gene Ontology annotation, cellular component: secretory granule. The coding region runs from base 95 to 730 and encodes 211 amino acids. The transcript is spliced from 4 exons. The record is from RefSeq and is a predicted model, not a curated record.
UUCAGCUGUCAAUGGGGUCAAUCGCCAGCACAGCUGCUAAAUAAUUUUUCUAAUUGGAAGUUUUUAGCAAAAUCUCACAAAAGGAAUUGUUACAAUGGUGAUACAACAAUUCAAGGCUUUACUGCUAACUAUUAUAAAAUUGUUUAGGCGUGUGCUCUGUUGUUUUUCUUUUGGACGGCGACGUAAGGCGAGUUUUUCAGAGCCCGUGGAAAUAAAAAUCAUUGUUGACAGAGGGCAAGAGACGUUGCCGGUGGGAACGCAGUCGCCUAAUUCCAGCCGCUUACAGCAAACAAAUCUAGUGGACAGGGAUUGGAAUUCUUGGGAUGACAGCCCGCGCACCGUUACGGAACAUAUCGAACAGUAUCGGCAGCGAUUAGCUAAACCGCCAACGCCGCCACCUGCAGAGCCAGAACCAGAUUUCUUUACUGAAUUAGAGCCCGUCAUAAAACCACAACCGAAAUAUUACCUCGGUGAUGAUAAUACUGAUAAGGCGAACUUCUCCAGAUUAGAAGCGACAACCGAUGUGCCAAUAGCAAUGAAUGCGGAUCUUGAAGACUGGGUAGACGAAUCUGUUGAUGGUGGAUGGGAUGAGUUGGAUACAGAGCAAACUAAACAGCUGAUACGCGAAAAACGUCGUGAAAUGCGUCAACAACGCCAACAGAAAAUGUCGAAAACUGCCGGAAUUGAUACCUCACAACAGAGACCUGGCGUCCAGCAUACGCGUACAUAGUAUAUGUGGAUGCCACCACAAUACAAGGAUAAACAAUUUAAACAUUUGUAGUAAACUUCGGUAAAAUAUUAAUUUUGUUAUAUUUAUGUAUACUUGCAAACACCUGUGUAAAUACACUAAAGGUAGGUAAACACAACUACACAAACAGUUAAUGUGGUUGCAUUCGUGUUUAUACAUUUAUAUAUACAUGUGUGUAUGUGUACAUGAACUAAUUUUUGUUUUAGCAAAAUUAGAAUUUUUUUUGGAAUUCAGCUUAGAUAAUUCUGUACUUAUUGUUGUAAAAUUAUGCUUAAAGAAUUGUAAUGUAAGGAUUUGAAAAUUUGCUAAAUUGCAUUCCUUUAAAAAUAUACUCAAAGGUAUAUGACUUGCUAACAUACUAUAUAUUGCUUAAAUCGAUGUUUAUCCUAUUUAGAUGUAUAUGUCUUUCAUUGCUGUAGUCCAUUAACGCAUAUUGUGUAAAAUUAUUUAUUUAAGCUCAGCGUAAAAAUUUGUUUUAUUACAUUUCAGCUGUAUGUUAUAAAAGUUUGUAACUUAAAUAUUAGGCUAAAUAAAAAUUUUAAUAUAUUUAAGAGAAA